Phytomonas sp. Hart1 is the source of this 1636-nucleotide messenger RNA. The record is from the annotation of a GenBank genome assembly. NCBI's taxonomy places the organism in Eukaryota, Euglenozoa, Kinetoplastea, Trypanosomatida, Trypanosomatidae.
GGGAAAGGAACAAACGCUUGCUCCAAUAAGCUAAUGUGACUUUUGGGUUUGAAUAGAAACUCACCAUUUUUUCCAUCCUCUCACGUAUGCGGAUUACUACUACACAAAGGCCAUUCGUCAAAAAUGGUUCUGUUGCGAAAUCCAACCAAUCUCAACGGACACGUUGAGUGACUAGGAAUCUACUGGAAGAGGACAAUCUGGCUCUACGGGUGGCCAUAACGAGGAUUUCAACGGCAAAUAUAGCCAUUUUUUCACGUUCCAAACGUUUUUGCUUCUACCUGUAACCACGCCAUGGAACUCUUUAGAUGCCCCACAGUCACAUUUAUCGUUCAUGUUACUGUGUUAGCGCAUUAAACCUUCUAUCAAAAUGGCUAGUGGUGAGGUGUGAAAGCUUACAUAGCCGUGGGUUGUCGUAAUCGACCUCGAACUUACCCAAUACAGUAUGCGAGAGGUAUGGAAAGGAGUUGUGAGCAGCGAUUCCAAUCAGAUAUCACCAUCGUUUCGGUAAACGUGAUGGUUUUACGAUGUGUCGCAUGGGUCAACACCCCUACCAGGAGAAUCGAAGAAAAAUAAAAAUAGGAAUAUAACUAUCGAUGCGUUUUUAGACACAUUUUUAAAUUCUUCUGUUGUGGAUAUCCCCUUAUUUGAUUUAUCUUUCAUCCUUCCUCCUCCUGAAAAUUUUCUCAGUGAGCAUAUCAUGCGGCGCUUACACCUAGUGGCAUCCUCAAGGGGUAUGAAGUUUGGAGCCCCUGUGCAAUCGUAUCUUUGCAGUACCUCAACAGAGCAAGACACUAGUGCAGGCAAUGUCGUUGUAAAAGAAUGUCCCCUUGAUGGUGUGUGUCUAUUAGAAAUGAGCUUACCAAAAACUAACGCUCUCAGCUCAUCUCUGAUGUCGCGUCUUUUGGUUGCUAUCAAUGAGGUUUGUGAUCCGGAAAAGGGCUUUCACCAAGGCAUUAUUCUUACCUCCAAUACCCCAUGGAAUUUUUGUGGAGAUUUUGAUAUCCAAGCAUUGUGUAAAUGCUCUUCUCAGGAUGAAUUUAAUUUGUACUAUGAGAAACUGCAGACACUCUUUACAACUCUACAUUCCCUUCCCAUUCCUAUGAUGGUAGCCAUCAAUGGUCACGCCUUAUCUGGCGGCAGUAUAUUGGCUCUUGCUGCUGAUUAUCGGAUAAUGGUAAAUUCUCAUCCUACCGAAGACAAGCCUUUCAUGAUUGGAAUGCCUACUUCUCACUAUGGUAUGAGGGUUUCACCCUACAUGGCGGGGUCACUGGACCAUGUUGUUGGGUUUAGAAAAGCAGAGGCACUACUUGUGGACGGAUCUCUGCUCACUGCUGAGGAGGCACUUACGUGUGGUUUAGUGGACGAAACUAUAGGAACUCCCGAUGAAGCCAUUUUAAGAUGUUUAGUAGAGAUGGAAAGGUAUAUCAAAAUGCCGUCUUUUGUGCCGUACUGGAUCAUAAAGGAUGCAUUUCGUAAAAAACUACUGGCACCUCUUUGCACUCAAGCACUCAGAACAGCCGAUAUGAUCAACGCCUACAAUAUGCUGCAGUUCCCUGGUGUUAGAAAAAACCUUGAAUUGUCCAUGAAAUCACAUAACAAAGAUAGCGAGAAGACAUUUAGUGGACCGAAUCAGUGA